AUGGCUCUUCGAGCACCCACAAUUCGACGAACUAGUGGCAACGAUGAUGAUGAAGAAAUCGAAGAAACCGAAGACGAUCUCAUUGAAAACUAUCGCUACUUAACGGAACGAUGCGGUGUUUUGCGUUAUUCUCCGACCACGAAUGCUAUCAGUUCCAUUCAGCAUGAAAAAGAGAAAGAAAAGCAGGUGAAUCAAUCGUCCUUCGUCCGUCAGUACUCGUCUAUUAGUGAAACGACGCAUCAUCGUAAUCGAAAUAAAAAUCACGUGAAUAGCAACGAACUUGAUCGUUCAUUCUCUUCAGCAAGACAACGGUGCUCGCCAUUUAAUGACCUAAAUAAUAAUAGCCCAGCAUAUCCAACCAAUCUGAGUCGAAUACCUCCAACCAUUUAUUACAAUGACGACGAUGAUGAUGGACUUGGCAAUGCUCAAUCAUUUUCUUUAGUGAAGUUAUUCGCACGUAUGAAAGCACGUUUGAAACACGAUCGACGUUACCGUUCGAAAACUUCGCAUGAGUUACUCUACGAAGAAGAUCCUCAAGAAUGGUAUGAAUUAACGAAAAACGUUCGAACUGUUUUGACAAAAGCUUUGCUGCCCGAUGGUGGCUACGAUGCAUUGACAAAUCGUUCGAAAACUCAUAGUCGGCAAGGCUCGUGUAGGAAAGCUCGCGAACACGAUCCCGUUUUAAGCAAAGACUUUGAAGACGAAGACAAAAUUACUAUUGACAUUGACGAUGAAACGAACACAGAAGGUGAUCCGGAAUUUGAUGAAAUAAUUUGGGAGAAGUUCUUAACGUGUAAUCGCGGUUUUAAUUAUCGACGUUGUGGUGUAUGCAAAGCUAUCGAUCGGCAAUAUUUUCAAGGACAAUUAGUAUUUUUUUAUGGUGUCGCUAAUAAUAUUCUAAUCGAUGAAAAUUUAAAAGCGUCAGGAUUGGGCUAA
This is a messenger RNA of Adineta ricciae, 936 nucleotides long. Lineage: Eukaryota; Metazoa; Rotifera; Eurotatoria; Adinetida; Adinetidae. The record is from the annotation of a GenBank genome assembly.